This is a messenger RNA of Parasteatoda tepidariorum (common house spider), 584 nucleotides long. The record is from RefSeq and is a predicted model, not a curated record. NCBI's taxonomy places the organism in Eukaryota, Metazoa, Arthropoda, Arachnida, Araneae, Theridiidae.
UUGUCUACUUCUAAUCUAGCUGCAAUAGAGUCACCGUAUUUUGUAUUUAUUUUUCUCAGCGAUAUUAAAUUAUAUUUACCUAUCUCGAGUUCAUUUAAUUUGUAUGUUACAGGAAAUCGUUUGAGGUCAUUAAAUUCUUCCAUUUAUUUAAGAACAUUUUUUGCAAUAUAAUUUCUGUAAUACAUACACUUGUAUAACGAACAUUUUACUACCUAUAAAUGGAAAGUAUUGAUAAAGAGAGAAAUAAAAAGUUGGUAGAGCAAAUGAAAAAUGAUAUAAAGUUGGUUAAAUUACAAGCAGAAAUUCGAAAAAAUAAUGAAAUGAAAUUAGAAGUAGAUAUAGGAAUACAGAAAUCAUUGGCAGAAUUUCACGAACCUGUACUUCAUCAAAUGGAAAAACUAGAAACUUCUAGACAACAACAUUUGAUGGGUAUAAAAGAUGCCGUCGAUGAUUUAUCUUUAACUAUGAAUGACUUUAAUAAAACUUUACCACAGAUAGAGAAUCAGUCAGAGGAAGAUUAUACUGAAGAUGUAGGAAGUAUGUUUUUAAAAAUAGAUCCAGACAGAGAUGUGGAAGAGAUGUGA